UUUUAAUUAGCUUUUCAGGUUCAUACUUAAGGAUUUCUAGUUUUCUUCUGCAGAACAGAAAGCCCACUCAUGUGAAUUAUUUUAUUUUAUCAUACAUCCUUCCUGUAUGAAAGAAUAAAGGCUUUUCUGUUUAGGCCAGUGAAUUGCAUCGCUGUGCCAGACUCUGCUUUCCAUCCAGAUGGAAUAAGAAGAGAUCAGUGAGAGAUGAUGCCUAUUUACUACAGGGACUUAAUAUAGAGGAACUAUACUCAGAGACCUCUAGUUUCAUUACUUAUGAUGGGUCGAUAACUAUCCCACCUUGCUAUGAGACAGCCAGUUGGAUAAUAAUGAACAAGCCUGUCUAUAUAACCAGGAUGCAGAUGCAUUCCUUGCGCCUGCUCAGCCAGAAUCAGCCAUCUCAGAUCUUUCUGAGCAUGAGUGACAACUUCAGGCCUGUCCAACCACUCAACAACCGCUGCAUUCGCACCAACAUCAACUUCAGUUUACAGGGGAAGGACUGUCCAAACAACGGAGCCCAGAAACUUCAGUCUAGAGUAAAUGAAUGGCUCCUCAAGUAAGGAACUAAGCCAAGAAGAAUCCCACCUCAGUGAAAUGCUA
Molecule: messenger RNA, 597 nt
Organism: Sorex fumeus (smoky shrew)
Lineage: Eukaryota; Metazoa; Chordata; Mammalia; Eulipotyphla; Soricidae
Product: carbonic anhydrase-related protein 10-like
Exons: 5
Coding region: 327-557 (76 amino acids)
Source: RefSeq, a predicted model, not a curated record